AUGCCUAAAACAGUUUCUCGAAAGCGUCGAGCUUCUCACAUGGAUGACGACAAGGAGAACCACCCUCCAGCCGUUGAUUCUGAAUCUGCGACUACAGGAAUGACCUUGAUGAAAUCGAAACACAAGAACGCAAGAGAUGGGAAGCUCGCAAGACAAUCGGUAGAAAAAGACCCGGGACGGACAUCCAGCCAGCUGCCUAGCACACCAACCAGCAAAGUUACCAAGCCUAGCAUUCGUGAUCGGCGACCAACGCCUGGGAGAAAGGUUCCUCCGCGUGGUUCUCCGCCAAAUGCAUUCCGGCCUGAGAUCGACCCUGAACGAAUGAGGAAUCCAAAGCCGCUGCCGCCACCAGCAAAGAAACGUGGGAAUUCUGGCCCAAAUGAUGAUCGAUUUAAGAAAGAAGCGCUCAGAGAUCCCAAUCAUACGUUCCACGAUCUAUAUGUUUGCUAUAAGAAAGGUCCCCGCGGCUCUCCAACUUAUGAUCGCGCAUGGUUCCAGCUCGACUACCAUAAGGUAGCGGAGUGGAUGAAACCAAAAGUCUACAACAAGCGCAGUAUGAUGCGAAGCAUGGAGAUAUACGUUGAGAGAGCGCAGCAAGAGCAAACCAAGAUGGCGGAGAUUUUCUUUCUAAGUGGCACAGUUCCCAAAGACGUCCCUGCGCGCGACGUAGCCAUGUGGAAGGAUCGAGUGUCUAAAGACCUGGACAUCCCCUUCCACAAAAUCGAUGUUGCCGCGUUCGAAGAAUGGGAGAGAAGAGGGUUCGAAAAGCAAUUGCCCUCGGAUUGGACUUGGACGUCGCUCUCUGAUGAGGAGAAGGAGAGACUGUUCAGGCUAGGAGACGGGCUCUCGCUGAGAAAAUGA
Molecule: messenger RNA, 861 nt
Organism: Capronia epimyces CBS 606.96
Lineage: Eukaryota; Fungi; Ascomycota; Eurotiomycetes; Chaetothyriales; Herpotrichiellaceae
Exons: 1
Coding region: 1-861 (286 amino acids)
Source: RefSeq, a predicted model, not a curated record